Bacidia gigantensis is the source of this 1686-nucleotide messenger RNA. RefSeq lists its product as uncharacterized. Gene Ontology annotation, biological process: pyruvate metabolic process; malate metabolic process. The transcript has a single exon. Gene Ontology annotation, molecular function: NAD binding; malate dehydrogenase (decarboxylating) (NAD+) activity. Lineage: Eukaryota; Fungi; Ascomycota; Lecanoromycetes; Lecanorales; Ramalinaceae. The record is from RefSeq and is a predicted model, not a curated record. The coding region runs from base 1 to 1686 and encodes 561 amino acids. Gene Ontology annotation, cellular component: mitochondrion.
AUGGCCACGGCACAUGGCUAUCGCCCUUCCAAUGGCGACUUUGACACCACCCAUCCUACCGCAGUCCGCAAACUCAAUCGAACGUACGGCUUGACUCCCCCAGCGGUUGAAAGCCUCGAGAAUCAGUACAAGCGAUGUAUGGCUCGGUUAUCUGAGAAAGAGAAACCAAUUCAAAAGUACUUGUAUCUGAGUCGACUACGCAAUGCCGACGUGCAUCUAUUCUACCGUUUGGUCACACAGCAUAUCAAGGAGAUUGCUCCAUUGAUCUACACACCUACAGUGGGUGAGGCUUGCUUGCAAUGGUCCCAAAACUACGUGCAGCCCGAGGGUCUCUACGUUUCGUACAGUGACCGAGGCCGGAUACGUUCAGUCUUAGACAAUUGGCCCGAGAAGAACGUCGAGAUCACUGUGGUCACCGACGGCUCUCGAAUUUUGGGCCUCGGAGAUCUGGGCGUCAAUGGCAUGGGCAUUCCUGUGGGGAAACUGUCUCUAUACACUGCUUGUGCCGGCAUUCGACCCGAGUCAACGUUGCCUCUAACUCUCGAUUUGGGCACAGGUAAUCAGGACUUCAUCAAAGACCCGCUAUAUCUUGGAAGCAAGAGACCGCGAGUAUCUGAGGAAGAGUCGUUGGAAUUCCUAGAUGAGUUGAUGCGUGCAUUGCACGAGAAGUAUCCCGGCAUCGUUAUCCAGUUUGAAGACUUCAAAAACCCUUUCCCUUCACUGGAGAAAUACGGCGACCUGUACACCUGCUUCAAUGAUGAUAUCCAAGGUACCGGAGCUGUUGUACUCGGGGGCAUCAUAGCUGCAGUUCAGACAUCUGGAAUCAAGGCGAAAGACCAAAGAUUGGUGUUCUUAGGAGCCGGAAGCGCGGGCGUUGGCGUUGCAAAACAAAUUAUGGAAUUUUUCAUGAAGGGAGACAAUUUGACGGAAGACGAAGCUCGCAAGCGUUUCUGGCUGGUCGAUUCAAAAGGCCUAGUCACCAACGACAGAGGAGACAAACUCGCGGAUCAUAAAGUCUUCUUCUCCCGUGACGAUAACAACGGCAAGCAAUACAAAACCUUAGAAGAAGUGGUUGACCAUAUUAAGCCCACAAUUCUGAUGGGCCUCUCAACCAUCGGUGGAGCCUUCACGCCCGAAAUCCUCACCAAAAUGGGAGAGUGGAACAAGCACCCCAUCAUAUUUCCCCUGUCAAAUCCGUCCGCAAACUCCGAGUGCACAUUUGAAGAAGCCCUCAGAUACACCAAAGGCAAAGCACUCUUCGCAAGUGGGAGCCCCUUCGACCCUGUCGAGCUGAACGGUAAAUUCGUGCAACCGGGCCAAGGCAACAACAUGUAUGUUUUCCCCGGUAUCGGGCUGGGCACUAUCCUUUCGAAAGCAACCGUGGUAACGCAAUCAAUGAUCUAUGCCUCAGCUGUAGCUCUCAGCGAGUCUCUCAAUCCUGACGAAAAGGCUCAGGGAUGGCUCUAUCCAGAGCUGCGCCGCAUCCGGGACGUCAGUGUCGUUGUGGCUAUGGGCGUAAUUCGAGCUGCCGAGAAGGCCGGCGUGGCAAGGGAGAAUCAUAUUAAGAACAUGAAGGAUGAUGAGUUGGAGAAGUGGGUGAGGUCGAAAAUGUACGAUCCGCAUCAGGAGACUGCGAUUAUUGAGGAGGAGGUACGGAACAUUAUGAAGGAAAUGCCGCAUCUGUGA